AUAGAGGGCGCCGAGCAAUGUCACUGGCAUCGGCAGCCUUGCCGGCCAGCUGCAUACUGCAUACAUUGAGUCAGUAAGGAAGGCAUGUUUUGUCGGGUACAUUUUGAAGCAACGUGUUGUGUAUUUCACGGACAUAGGGUUGUCUGAUUGCUCUGAUGUCACCCCAUUCUUUGCCUGCAUAAAAUACGAGUUGGUGCCUGUAGACUUACAGUAAGUGACAAAAUAAGGGACCUGGCGACUUUACGGUCACGGACGUUAGUGGUAUUGCAACAGUACAUCCAGGAUUAACGAAGACGGAAGGGCGUGGUCAGCGAUACACAAGGGGGAAGGUGGACAACAGAAGAAGAUGCCGAUAACGCAGGAAGAUUUCGGACACACCAAGGAUGGCCGCCUGGUUGUCAGGUACUCGCUCAGCAACAAGAAUGGAAUGGUAGUCAAGAUCAUCAAUUUUGGUGCUGCUGUCACCUCCAUUGAGGUGCCUGACCGGGCCGGCAACAUCGCUGAUGUGGUCUUGGGAUACGACAAACUGGAAGGCUAUGAAACGGGUGCAUUUUACCACGGGAUAGUCGUUGGACGGGUUGCCAACAGAAUCGCGAAGGGACGAUUCGUAAUUGACGGAAAGGAAUAUCAGUUGGAGACAAACAACGGGCCCAACCAUCUGCACGGUGGCUUCAAAGGAUUUGGACUGAUGCUAUGGAAUGCCACAGUGGAGGGAUCCACCCUCAAACUGACUCGUGUAAGCCCAGACGGUGAGCAGUGCUACCCCGGUGAGAUGACAGUGGAGGUCAGGUACGAGCUGACCGAUGAGAACAUCCUCAAUGUGGUGUACUCGGCCGUCACCACGGCGCCGACUCCCAUCAAUCUGACUAACCAUUCCUACUUCAACCUGGCCGGGCAUAAUGGUGACACAAUUAAACAGCACCAAAUUAGCAUUGAUGCUGACCGUUACAUUCCUGUCAGUGAUGAGCUCAUUCCAAUAGGUGAAAUGGCACCUGUGAAGGACACUGUCUUUGAUCUGAGAGAGCAAGUGGAACUGGCCGAUCGCAUCAGGGAUGCCCCUGGGGGAGGCAUCGACCACAGCUUCUGCCUCAAUGUCCCAUCCCUUGACAAGCCUUCAAUCAAGUUGGUGGAUCCCGCCACUGGCCGCUCCCUGGAGGUGUCCACCACCCAGCCCGGUGUGCAUUUCUACACGGGGAACUUCCUGGACGGCUCGGAGGUUGGCAAGAAGGACAUCUUCUAUCCAAAGCACGGCGGCCUGUGCCUGGAGACAGGCAACUUCCCGGACGCCAUCAAUCAGGACAACUUCCCAAAUGCCAUUUUGAGGCCGGGAGAGAAAUAUCUGCAAGCAACAUCUUUCAAGUUCUCCUGGUAGAAGAGUUGCGCUGCCCUGUGGUUGCUGCUCCAAGCAGCCCUUCUUUCAAUCCGUUGCCUUCAAACUUGAAAUAUUUCUCAUCUUCUAUUUUUAAUGCAGCAAAUGAGAUGUGAAGUCCAACUGAGUGACACUGAUAUAUUUUUGCAUACAUUGGACUAAUGAACAAAGGGUUCCGUAAUUGCUGAUUUAACAACAACAAAAAAACAGCAGAAUCCUUGGAAUCAAAGAUAUUUCAAAGUCUGUCAAAAAUCAUGUCCUGAUUAUAAGUAAGAGGUCCAAUACACUGCUGGUGAAUUUUGAGAAUUUUUUUGUGUAUUUUUGGAUCACUUUAGACUUAUAUUGGUGCUGGUAUGGAAAACCCUGAAAUAUUACUGUGUAUGCUGUAGGGCCACUUUAGGAAAAUUUUAGCAAUUAAGCAAGUGUUGUAGUCGAAAUCAUCACAAGACCAGUCACAAGUAACAACUUGAACAGUGACAAAGGAAUGCUGCAGUUCGUUUAGCUGGUGACUUGAAUUUAGACUGGAGGUCUUGUCUUGGUCAUGUAUGUGUUGGACUUGUUUGGUCUUAUGAAGGUCUUAAAGGGUAGCUGCAAUCAAUUUUUGUUAUUUCAAACCUCCAAAAUGCACCUUUGUGCCUCAGUUAACCUCAUUU
Molecule: messenger RNA, 2022 nt
Organism: Acanthaster planci (crown-of-thorns starfish)
Lineage: Eukaryota; Metazoa; Echinodermata; Asteroidea; Valvatida; Acanthasteridae
Product: galactose mutarotase-like
Biological process (GO): beta-D-galactose catabolic process via UDP-galactose, Leloir pathway; glucose metabolic process
Molecular function (GO): aldose 1-epimerase activity; carbohydrate binding
Source: RefSeq, a predicted model, not a curated record